GCAGACUUACUUAGGAGUCAGUGCCAUCGUAACGCAUUUAGAUCCUCUCAGGUGAUGGGCAUUGAUCUCGGCCAAUUUAUUAACGUCAAAAGCCGGAAGUCUUUUUAAAAAAUGGAAAUUACAGAUGAUUUAACUAAAUCGUCCAGCGAAUCAUAUCGUGUUGGCUCGCCGCACCGGGAAAUGCACUAGUUUUUUUUUUUCGUUACUGCUGCUCAAGUUUUUGCAACUGCAUCCGGACUCGAGUUCAAUGCCAUACAUCAGAAUCACAAGUCCGCAUCUUUCGUAACUAUGGCCUCACUGCAACGCGUGUCUGUUUAAGAGACAAAGAAAAGCACCGGAGCGGGCAGCAUUUCCGCCAGUGGGUUGCUGGAUGGUACUGCCAUUUUGUACAGGCACUUUAUCAUCAACAUGCGAUGCUGAGAGCAGAUGUGUGGAUUUAGCAUCACGUCCGCCCGACUCUCGUCUCUAGAAUAACUGGCGAGCCCUUCCCUUUCGGUUUCUGUUCAGUGGAACCCGGGAGGCUCGGCUUUACGGCCGCGGCGAACUGUUCCUCCCCCGUCUGUAUUUAAGUUUCGGCUGCCAAGACGCGCGGCACGACGUUUCUCCCUUCGCUGCUUAUCUAUAAUGUCUUCUGUGGAUGACUUGGCGACUGAAUAUGACUCGACCUGGGAGACGGAAGGCGAGCAGGAUGAAGACGACAGCGGAGGCGAGAUCGUCAAUUGUUGGAGGCCCACAAGAAAUGAACGUGCUGCAAGAGACAUGCAGAAUUAUCGCCAUGGAUACCCAACUCAAAAAGAUGAUGAGGAUGAUGAAAAUGUUGGAGAUCAAAUGAAUGUGCUGUUUUACCAAAAUAAAGUUCCUUGUAAGCCAGAUGAUGUUAUGAUAGAAGAGAUUCAUAAGAACUGGAGGAAAAACUACAGGAAACUAGAAUCAAAUCACUGCUAUAUCCAGUGGCUUUUUCCUUUACGAGAACCUGGAAUGAAUUACAUGGCACAUGAAUUGUCGAAAAGGGAAAUUAAGGAGUUUAAACAGUGUGAAGAAGCAAAGAAAAGAUUACUUACAUCAUAUAAAAUGAUGUUAGGCUUCUAUGGUAUAAAGCUGGAAGAUGAAAAAACAGGAAAAGUGUGCAGAGCUGAGAAUUGGGAAGAAAGAUUUACCAACUUAGACCGAAAUCCCCACAAUAACCUGAGAAUAUCCCGCAUACUGAAAUGUCUUGGAGAGUUGGGCUUUGAGCACUAUCAAGUGCCGCUAGUGAAGUUUUUCUUAAAAGAAGUCUUAGUUUCCAAGCAACUGAGAAACAUGAAGAACAGUGUCUUAGACUAUUUUAUAUUUUCUGUAAGAGAUAAGUCUGCCAGAAGGGGACUGAUUGAAUUUGCCUACCAGAACUUUGAACCUAAGGAUCAAUUUGUUUGGUGUCCCCGUAAAAUUCAGAAGAGACUUAAAGAAGAUCUUCGAAAGAAAAAAGAACAUGGUAAUGAUGGUAUGUGCUCUGGACGAACUAGCAACUUGAAGGGAGCACAACAGUCUGAAUCGCAUGGUGAAGAAGCUAUUGGAUCGUCAGUUGACAGUGAUCCAUCUGAAGAACCUCAGAGUCAAGUUAAAUUAAAAUGUGAAAAAGAAUCAAGAAAUAUGAUCUUAGCUAAUAAAGAUACACCUUCUGAAAAUUGCAAAGAAGAAGAAUGCAAAAAUAAUGGAUUAUUGCCAAAUGGCUGUGAAGAACAAAAUGGGGAAGGAAAUAAGCCAGAUAAAAUAGAUGGAAGUAAUGCAAUACAUGAUAUGUCAAAUAUUGCCAUUGAAACUAUAGAAACCAAAAAUGUAGAAAACAAAACUGGAGGCCAAGAUGAUCAAGAAACUGGUGCCCAAGAUGAGCAACAUUGUCCAAUUGAAACAGAUAAAAAUGACACUCAUCAGAAUGCAAACACCAACCAGGCAGACGGUGAAGCCACUUUCUGUGAAAAGCGGAGUAGAGAUGAGCAUAAUGUGAACCAAGAUCCUGCAAAUGCCUCCUUGUCCCAGUUAGAUGCUGACUAUUCACUGAAAAUGAAUGAAAGUGAUCCAUUAACGCAGUUGGAAAAACACACAGUACAACAUGAAGAAAAACCAAUGUCAACAGAGCCAGAUGAUACUGGAAUGUGUGUGGAUGAAGAAAUAAGCAGUAGUAUCAAAGUUCCUAUUGUGGAAGAAAUAAAUAAUUGUGGCAUUUCUAGUAACUUGUCAUCAAAUGUAUCUAGGGUGUUGCAAGAAAAUAUUGCAGCACAGGUUAUAGAUGAUGGUGAAAUGCAGCCAGUGUCUGAAGAGCAAAGUAAAUCCCAAGAUCAAAUUAAUGAAUCAUCUGACAUGGAAAUAGUUGAUUCUGAGUCAGCCAUGACAGAAGAUUCUAAAGACUGUGCAAUGGAAGAAUAA
This is a messenger RNA of Erpetoichthys calabaricus (reedfish), 2403 nucleotides long. RefSeq names its product opioid growth factor receptor (gene ogfr). Gene Ontology annotation, cellular component: membrane. Gene Ontology annotation, molecular function: opioid growth factor receptor activity. The transcript has 7 exons. The coding region runs from base 625 to 2403 and encodes 592 amino acids. Lineage: Eukaryota; Metazoa; Chordata; Cladistia; Polypteriformes; Polypteridae. The record is from RefSeq and is a predicted model, not a curated record.